Molecule: messenger RNA, 1006 nt
Organism: Phycomyces blakesleeanus NRRL 1555(-)
Lineage: Eukaryota; Fungi; Mucoromycota; Mucoromycetes; Mucorales; Phycomycetaceae
Exons: 2
Coding region: 48-908 (286 amino acids)
Molecular function (GO): FMN binding
Source: RefSeq, a predicted model, not a curated record
UUCUUCUUCUUCUUCUCCUUUCUUUUUGCUUCACCAUCACUACUACCAUGACCAAGAACAACCUCUCACCUUCCUGGAAAAAGCUUCUCAAGGCUCAGCUAACAGCAAACAUCAAAGAGCAAGGUCCUUCUGCUGCUUAUCUCUCUUUAUCAACUGUUCGCCCUGACAACAAUCCUGCAAAUCGCGUUGUCGUGUUUCGCGGCUUUGCUGGUGAGAGCUACAAAGAAGAAACUGGCUGGGAAAGUGACCUUUUGACGAUUACCUGCGACAAGAGAUCUCCAAAAGUCCAGGAGAUUGCAGCCAACCCUAAUGUUGAAAUCUGCUGGUUCAUGGGUAGUACAAAGGAGCAGUUUCGUAUUCGAGGCCGCAUGCAUGCCUUUGGAGAUGGUCUCAACCCUUCCGAGAGUCUCAACUCGCACAUUGGUCGAAAGCAUCAUGGUAUGCCUUCUUUAGAUGAAGAAAAGGAGGAAGACCAUGAAACAGAUUUCAGCGACCGGCUAAGUCAGGCCAGCAAGUCUUUCCUUAAACGCAUUCGUUCUCUUAAGCACCACAUUAAGCCAAACGCUCCAUUCGAUUGGCAGGCUGAGCGCCUCCGACAAUGGUAUGGGCUCACAGAUCAGCUUCGAGCUACCUUUACAUGGCCUGCUCCAGGUACUCCUAAAGAACCUGUUGAGGAAGAAGAGGCCACAUUCCGUAUAGAAACUCUGACUAUCGAAGAGAGUGACGACAACGGCUGGUUUUCUCACCAGGAUGCCGACAAACGGGCUUUAUUGGAACGAGGUUAUGAAAACUUCGUGGUUUUGUUUUUAGAGGUUACAGAGGUAGAUCAUAGUUAUCUCGAAACUAGUGUGCGUACUAUUUACCGGAAGGAAGAUGAUACCUGGAAUGCUGUAGAGGUUAAUCCCUAGAGUAAUACAGAAAUUUUAUAUUCUUCAGAGCUCCCACACACAAAUAUAUAUCUAAAUAAAAUUGAGUAAAAAGCUAAAGAAAUAACAUAUGGAAAGAU